Molecule: messenger RNA, 2634 nt
Organism: Meloidogyne enterolobii
Lineage: Eukaryota; Metazoa; Nematoda; Chromadorea; Rhabditida; Meloidogynidae
Source: the annotation of a GenBank genome assembly
AUGAAAGGCAAAAAUAAUUCAAAUAUUGCCUCUUCAUGGCCAAUUAUAGUUAAUGAAAAUGCGCUCAAUGAAGCUAGCAUUUUGCCUCAUUUAUUGCACGAAGCUAAUGAACAAGCACAACAGGAAGUAAUUGAAACGAUGGAAGAAAACGAGGAAGUCUGCGAUGAAGAUCAGUUGCAGAAUAUGAUAGAGAAUUAUAGCAAACAUGUAAUUAAGCAGACACAGAAUCAACAAAUGGAACAGACUAAUAAAAAUUCCUUGAAGACUGCUGAAAGAAGUACUAGCCAUUUGCAGAAAAAAAUAUCUGCACAACAACAACAAACGCCAAUGAGCCAUUCACAUCCUUGUUUAUUUCUGGAUGGAACAAAAUCGAAUGAAGACAGUGGAAAAAGACCUGACAAUCUUCCCCAACAAACUCCCAAAAAAACAACAGAAGUUCCCUUCAAAAAUAAUUUGUAUAAAUCAGAAAGUGAUCGAACAGAAAAAAUAUCUACUAAUCAACAAUUAGAAAAUGAAAAUAAAUUUUUGAAUGGAAUACAGCAACAAAAUAUUGAUCAAAAUUCAACAAAUUUGAUUCAACAAAAACAACAAAUUGAAAAAUUACAACGUAAAUGUAAUCGUUUGGAACAAUUAGAAUCUUCUUACAGAAAAAUAGAAAAAGAUUAUGAGCAAAUGCUUUGUCAACAGGAAAGACGUGAAGAAUUGAGUAAAAUAGCAAUACAAAAAUUAGAACAUCAAUUGCGUGUAUUGGACGCUGAAAACGAGCAAUUACGUUCACAAAAUGCAAAUAUUGGUGCAAUUUUUGGAGUACAACAAAAGACAGGGGAAGUUAAUAAUGACCAACAAAUACAUUUUUUAUUGAAUGAAUUAAUUCCAAAAAAUAAUGAAUUGUUGGUUAUACAAGAAAGACAACGCUUGGAAUUGGAUGCACAAAGCGCUACUUUGGAGGAACAAAGAACACACAUUGAAGUUUUGGAGAAGGCUUUAGCUAAUGCUCAAGAGAGAUUGGCAGCUAAGGAACGUGCAGCGAUAGAUGCUGCUGCUGUUGUUGAUAAAUGUUCUCAUUUACAAAGAAUAUUACAAGAAGCAUUGGAGGACAAACAACGUCAAAAAGAACAACAUGGACGUCAAGUAGCACAAUUAGAAAUGGAAUUGACCCAAUUACGUCUUCAAUUAGCCAAAGAAAAUAAUUCACAGGCUAUAGGAAGUCUUGGACGUAAAGGAGGUGCAAUAACUGCCGCUGCUGGUUGUGCUAAUAAUAAUACACCUGAAGCAACAGACGAAAUGUUAAAAUUAAAAAAAGAAUUGAAUCAAAAAGAGGAAAGAAUUUCACAAUUAGAAACUUCUUUACUUCAAAUUCAAAGAAGAUUUGGUGGCGGAAUUGAGCAACAACAACAACAAAAGAAUUUUAAAAAUUGUGGUGCAGGAACAGAAAUUGAAGCAAUGACAAUUCGUUGGGAAAUUGAAAAAGCAGAAAAAGAAAGAAGAAUACAAGAAUUAUUGGAUGAUAAAAUGAGAAUACAAAUGCAAUGGGCAGAAGAACGUCGAUCAUUAGAUGUUCGAGUAAGAAUGCUUGAAAAAGAUUUACGUCAUUUUAUGGGAAGUCAAAGUUCUUUAGCUAGUUCUGGAGGUGCUGGUAGUGGAAUUGGUGGUUAUUAUCCAACAGAAUUGAAUGAACACAACAGCCCAUUUUCGUCAAUUCGUGGAUCAAAAUUUUUCCAUCGCUCAACAGCUGAAUUGCCUACUAGUGCACGAGGUGCGACACUUUAUGAUGAAAGAAUUGCUUCACAAGAUGUGAUGGCUCGAAUGGAGGAACUUGGUCGGAAAUUGGCAGAAAAACGGAAUAGAAUUAUUGAAAGACCACCAACAUUAAAUAUACAAAAGUCAAGUAAUCUUCAAAUGAAUCGUGUACCCGCAGAUCUGCCUUCACCACAACGUCAACAAAUUCGAAGUCAAUCACGUUCUUCUUCCUCCGAGCAACCACUUGCACAUGCUGAUAUUUCUCCUGGAUCAGAAGACCAACCUUCUAAUGGGGGCACUCCCCUUUAUCGACAAAGUGCCUCUUCUACUAGCUCUUCUAGCAAAAAACGUUACUUGGUUAAUGCGUCUGCUAGUCAAUUAAACGCGUAUUUGGAGCAAUUACCUGAGGCAACGAGGCGAAGAUUGGCAGGAGAUCGUGUUUCUUCUGGAGGAUUUCAUUUAAUGGCUGGGAUUGAGAGGAACGGAGGUGUGUCCAACCGACGUGAAGGUGGUUGCCGUCGAUUGUUGCGAGACCACUCCGUGGAAACUCGAAAGGGAAAUGUUGUCACUGAAUUGGCUGCCCCACCACCUCCCCCAAACUAUCAAGAAGCGGCACAGCAACGUAGAGAAACACAGCCACCACCGCCCUAUCAGGGUCAUCAACAAUUAAGACAAAUGCAUCAAAUGGCAAGCAUUGAAGAGCCUGGUCAAGAGCCUCCACCAAUUCCUCCUAUGCCUGCUUACAUCCAACAACAACAGCAACAAAGAAACGGUAAAGCGGUGAAUGUUGUAGAAGUUAAAGAAGAGGAAGGAGAUUCGGAUACAUUGACAGGUCAUAAACAAUUGGUUUUUAGAAGGAGCUCUUUGGGUAAUCAAAAUCUUAUUGAUAGAUGA